Messenger RNA from Bipolaris oryzae ATCC 44560, 4041 nucleotides. RefSeq names its product glycosyltransferase family 1 protein. Gene Ontology annotation, molecular function: UDP-glycosyltransferase activity; hexosyltransferase activity. The transcript is spliced from 5 exons. The coding region runs from base 1 to 4041 and encodes 1346 amino acids. NCBI's taxonomy places the organism in Eukaryota, Fungi, Ascomycota, Dothideomycetes, Pleosporales, Pleosporaceae. Gene Ontology annotation, biological process: carbohydrate metabolic process. The record is from RefSeq and is a predicted model, not a curated record.
AUGUCGAGUUCAAAGGGCCUCGCCCAGGGCAAUGACGUUACUACUCGCGAUACAGCCCCACCAUCACAGCAAUCAUACGAGCAUUCGAGCUCACGGCCAAAUGCCGAUAAUGCACACCUCAGCAACAUAACGUCACCAACCGUUGAAGAGGCUCCCCCUGCAUACAGCGAACUUCCAGGCCAGGUCGAAAACGAAGAGCUAGGGACAAACGCCGUUGUAGCGGAGGAUGGACGUGUGAAUAUCCGAAUAGACCAAAAGAGCCAUACCCUUUCACAGCUCAUUCUUCCGCAAAUCCAACGUCAGCUUACGCAUGCGCAAGAAGACCCUGAGCCUCCUCCGCCUUACAUUCCAGAGUUUCUUGGCGGAGCGCCAGGCCAACAGCCACCACCUCCACUCAACCUCGUCAUACAGGUCGUGGGGUCGCGAGGCGAUGUUCAGCCCUUUGUUGCCCUUGGCAAGGUACUCAAGGAGACGUAUGGUCACCGAGUACGACUAGCGACACAUCCAACGUUUAAGGACUUUGUGACCGAAAAUGGACUCGAGUUUUUCAGUAUCGGCGGUGACCCGGCUGAGCUCAUGGCCUUCAUGGUGAAGAAUCCGGGUUUGAUGCCAGGCUUUGAUACGUUGCGCAGUGGUGACAUUGGCAAGAGAAGGAGAGGCAUCGCAGAGAUUCUGAGUGGAACAUGGAGAUCCUGCAUAGAGACCGGCAAUGGUCUUGGUGUGGACCCUCUCCAGCAAACAGUGGAAGAGUGGAUGGGCAUAGAAGAACAGCUACCAGAGCAGCUUCGAAAACCGUUUGUUGCUGAUGCCAUCAUUGCAAACCCCCCAAGUUUCGGGCACAUACAUUGUGCUGAAAAGCUAGGGAUUCCACUCCAUAUGAUGUUCACCAUGCCCUGGUCACCUACACAACAGUUCCCACAUCCACUCGCAAACAUCCAGUCUACGAAUGCGGACGCUACCAUCACGAAUUACAUGUCAUACAUCAUGGUUGAUGUAUUGACCUGGCAAGGUCUUGGAGAUGUCAUCAACAGAUUUCGCAAAGAUAGUCUUCGCUUGGACCCAAUCAGCGCUGUCUGGGCGCCAGCUAUGCUCGCAAGACUCAGAAUUCCCUUUACGUACUGCUGGUCACCAGCACUGAUUCCGAAACCAAGAGACUGGAAUCACCACAUCUCCAUUGCAGGCUUCUACUUCCUCAACCUUGCUUCCAACUACACGCCAGACCCGGAUCUUGCAUCGUUCCUGGACGCAGGAGAGCCCCCUGUCUAUAUCGGAUUUGGCUCAAUCGUUGUUGAUGACCCAAAUGCCAUGACCAAGAUGAUUUUCGACGCAGUCAAGAUUACUGGGAAACGAGCAUUAGUGUCUAAGGGUUGGGGUGGACUUGGAGCCGAUGAUAUUGGAAAACCUGAUGGUGUGUUCAUGCUUGGAAACUGCCCCCAUGACUGGCUGUUCAAACGCGUCUCGGCUGUUGUACACCAUGGUGGUGCUGGUACCACAGCAGCUGGCAUUGCUACUGGAAAACCUACAGUUGUUGUACCCUUUUUCGGAGACCAGCCUUUCUGGGGAGCCAUGGUAGCACGUGCCGGUGCUGGGCCUGACCCCAUUCCCUACAAGGACCUCACUGCGGAGAAACUCGCAGCAGCUAUUCUGGAGGCGCUGAAGCCUGAAACACUCGACCGGGCCCAGGAACUUUGCGACAAGAUCAAACAAGAAAAUGGAACCCAGAAUGGCGCCCAGUCCUUCCACCAGAUGCUUAAUUAUGAUGAAUUGCGAUGCGCAGUCAAGCCAGGCCAACCCGCUGUAUGGAGAGUCAAGCGCACAGAAGUCAAGUUGAGCGCCGUAGCAGCUACGGUACUGGCUCAAGAAGGUGAAAUUAAUUUCUCUGAGAUGAAGCUCUUCCGUCCUCGUGAAUACGUUCCGGAUGAAGGCCCUUGGGACCCAAUUACAGGUGCCGCGGGAGCUUUGAUGGGAACGGCAACUUCAAUGAUGAUGGGCGUUGCCGACAUGCCUAUUCAGACCCUUAAACUUCUGCAUAUACACCCCGACGGUAGGUCUAAGAAGGGUAAACAAAAAGCAGCAGGAGGUGAAUCCACUUCUCAAAGCAAUGGGAGUGGCAGUGGAAGCGUAGCAAGAAGUGUGGCAGCUGAGAAUGAACGUCCAAGUCGAAGCGAAAACACUACGCCUACGGCAGCUGAUGCCGCUGCCGACCUGGCAAGGAUUCAAGCCGGCAACCCGGCAGUCAAAAGCCCAGGCUCACCCGGUACGCCUUCACAUAGAUCUGAAUUUAUGUCUCAAGCGUUUUCUGAAUCUGCUCAAGGUUCGCGUUCGCGCUCUAGAGAGCGUGUCGGCUCCAACUCGGGAUCUCGCUCGAUCACCGCUUGUAGUAGCGGACAACGACAUGGAUUAACGGAGAAUAUCGAGUCUACUGUAGACACCGGGAAGGGUUUGGCACGCAUCAUCAGUGCUGGUGUCCAGUCACCUAUGGACUUUUCAUUGAAUGUUGCUAAGGGGCUCCAUAACGUACCAAAACUCUAUGGGGCAGAUGUUCGCCAGGUUGACAAAGUCACUGACUUUCAAAGCGGCAUGCGCACAGCUGCUAAGGAAUUCGGGUAUGGGUUGUACGACGGCAUCACAGGUCUUGUAACCGAUCCAUACAAAGGUGCCAAGAAAGAAGGCGGUAUCGGCUUCGUCAAAGGUGUUGGUCAGGGUAUCAUGAGCCUGCCAUUCCGUGUUAUGGGCGGUGCAUGGGCAGUACCUGGUUACGCAAUGAAGGGCCUUUAUCAGGAAGCCGUCAAGAACAAGGGGCAAAAUGUGCAGAACUACAUCAUCGCUGCACGAAUUGCACAGGGCUACGAGGAAGCCUCAACAAUCUCUCAGAAGGAGCGAGAUGAAAUCGUCACGAGAUGGAAGGGUAUGAAGGGCAGCAUCAAGAAGAAGAGGAACGUUGGUGCUGAGCAAAUGGACUCGCUACAUUCGCUCGUGCAGCAAAAGAGAGACCGGAAGAAUGAGCGGACGGCAAGGCUCACCUCACAUGCCAAUGCUACCAGUGGUCAGCCUCUUAUUCAGAGUAAUCUGGCUCAGCAAGAUAGCCUCCUGAGCCAGUAUCCUGUUCCACCUAGAAGGCAUGAUGUUGAACCCGAAAUCCGGUCUACAAUUCCCAGCUGGCGCCAACAGGAAGCUGAGAGAACACGCGCUCUCCGGCGCCAGGGCACGCCUGCUACCGGAAGCCAGACAAACGACUCGCCUCAGCAGACACAAGCCGAACUCGAGGCGCAACUCAGGGCCGAAGAAGAAGAAGACCAGCGUGAACUAGAGCGAGCAAUCGCAGCCUCGGUCGCCGAAGCAUCUCGCGGCAACCCCGAAGAAGACCAGUUGGUCGCAUCAGCCAUCCGUGCCUCAAUCGCCGAACUUGAGCGAACUAAUGCAUGCACUAAUCCCACCCAACAAGAAGAAGAGGAAGCGAUCCGCCGCGCCAUGGCCGCCAGCAUGUCGGAAGCCGGCAAAAAGGACGUGACGGAAGAAGAGCAAAAGAUGCUCGAAGAGACAUUACGCCGCAGUCUCCUCGACACAAGACCAUCCCGCAAACACGGCAGCGACUCAGAAUGGGAUUCAAACUCUGAUGAUACGGACCAAGACGAGGACUACCAACGCAUCAUCGCAGAGUCAAAAGAGCUCGCUCAUCUCCAUGCUAACUACCCAGAAGACUACGCUCAUACCGCACACCUCGCACAACUAGCAAAGCAGAAAACGAGUGUCGUGAGUGGAGUUGAUACCCCUGUCGACGGCCAAAGUACCCGCUUGGGCAGUAUAAGGACAGGUAAAACGGAUCGCACAUCUCACAUUCCUGAUGAAGACGAAGACGAAGAACUGAAGCGUAUACUGCGCGAAAGCGAGCAGGCUGAACAAGAACGCGUGGAGAACGCAGCGAAGCAAAAGACAGAGGAAGAAGUCGUGCUCGAGUACGUGCGCAAGCAGAGUUUACUCGAGGAGGAGCAUCGACGACGGAUGCUGGAAGGACGAGCAAAUCCCGGGUCGCAAGCGUAG